Messenger RNA from Blumeria graminis f. sp. triticale, 1773 nucleotides. Lineage: Eukaryota; Fungi; Ascomycota; Leotiomycetes; Helotiales; Erysiphaceae. The record is from the annotation of a GenBank genome assembly.
AUGAAAACGGUUGAAAUCAAAAUAUUCGACCAAUCCUGCAAGUAUUACAAUGUCUCGACGCCGGCAUCAAGUUCAAAGACUGAGGUAGAUGAGCGCUUUCUCAACAAGAGCCAGUUCAGCACAGCCAAUGCCCAUGAAUUUGAUGGUGGUCAAACAAUCAGACAAGUCGACUACUUCAUCAAGCGACGGGAAUUUCCCACGUCCGAUCGACACCAUUGGCGUGAUGUACUGGUGGUCGGAGAGUUUACAAAAUCCAAAACAAACGUGUUCAUGGACAAGUUUCUCCAGCUUUCGGUACUGAUGUGCGAGCUCUUUUUUGCCCAGCCCCUUCUACGGUUCACCCAUGCAUUCCAGCUUUUCGAUAAGUCACUUCUGCUCUGGGUCUACGAUCGUUCAGGCCCAUACUGCGGCUCGUACAUUGACAUCGGCAAAUCGCCGCAGACGCUCGUCUAUGUGAUGGCGGCGUACAUGUCGAUGAGCGACGCCGAACUUGGUCUGGACCCAAACAUCAAAUACGAGGCUCAUCAGAUCUGUGUCACGUUGGAUGUUCCUGGCACGGAGGAGGAGCGAGAAUUCAAGCUUUCGCCCAAGCCAGUUGCGCAAAAAACUUCACUUGUCUCGAGGGGAACCAGCUGCUACCACACCUUGGAAGGGGACUGUGCAGUGAAGUUCGCUUGGCUGGCAAAGCUUGCUGGCUCGCGGGACUUUGUGAAGAUUAGCGAUCUUCGAAAGGGACUGAUAUUCACCAACAAGAUGGUGAAAAAUACGCUUCCGGACGACACGACCAUGGCCACACCGCUCGCACUUACUGAUGGCAUCAUGUUAUGUGAAAGUAAGAGCACAAGUGUAGCUGGGUCACGAAAAAGUAAGAGUGCAACAAGAGAUUCAGGAACUGAGACAGGUCGGUCAAGUAAGAGAUUAAAGACUUCGUAUGGAUCAUCUUACGCGAGAAACACCGGUAUUGAGGAAAUAUCAAACGUGUCAUUGAAUGCAAUCAUCGAAGAAGAUGAAACAAUUGUCCCAGUAGCAUGGAUCCAGGACAAGACUGAAGGCAUCAACGAUGCAAACAUAGAGUCUGCUGGGGAGAAACGGAAGAGCACAGAGAACGAUGAAGUCAGCGGACGGAUCAAGAGAUUGCACCUUUCAACUGCAGUGGAAGAUGCGUCAACUGAUGAUAAUUCUAGAAGAGGUACGGUUACUGGUCAGGAGGAAAACGCCAGCGAUGCAACUUUCAUAGCUGGAGAAGGACAUGUCGAGGCUGAAGCCAACAAUGUGGAAGCCUAUUGUGAAGUUGAGGUUAAGUUUGCAGAGAUUCGGGAUCGUCACUCCUCGGCUAUGGCGAUAACACCUUUUGGAAGAUCGCUUCACGAGGUCGAAUCACCACUUGAACUGGCUACUGUUCUACGUAACGCGAUCAAAGCGCACUGGUCAUUAAUGACAGACGCAAAGAUAUUGCACCGUGACAUCUCAGCAAACAACAUCAUCAUGACUGGAUCUGUAUCUUGUAAGGACUGGAAAGGAUUUGUCAUUGACCUGUACCUGGUCGUCUUGCUUACGGAUGGCAAAUCUCAAGAGAAAAGACAGGCCAUGACCGGGACGAUGGAGUUCAUGGCGCUGGAGUUUAUGGCGCUGGAGGUCUUGAGUGGCAUUUGCCAAACAACGGGCGCGGUUGUGGAGCAUUCGUACAGACAUGACCUCGAAUCAUUCUUUUAUGUCCUCCUCUGGCAAUGCUUAAGCUGUGGAUGGGAUGAAGGAGUAAAUCCGAACAAAUAA